AUGGACGAUUACAAGCAAAUAGGGCACCAUGAAUGCAUAAGCUCUCAGAAAUUCCCAUUUUUAGUGUCUUUGCUACAACUGCAUGGGAAAUUUGUGAAUGAUGUAAUUGAAGAACCUAGCUACGAGCACGAAGAGAAAAAAGGAGAAGAAGAAGAAGAUGAUGAUGAUGAUGAAGAAGAAGGAGGAGGAGGAGGAGGAGGAGAAGAAGAAGAAGAAGUAAAGGAAAAGGAAAAGGAAAAAGCAGAAGAAGAAGAAGAAGAAGAAGAAGAAGAAGAAGAAGAAGAAGAAGAAGAAGAAGAAGAAGAAGAAGAAGAAGAAGAAGAAGAAGAAGAAGAAGUAGAAGAGGAUGGGGAAGAAGGAGAUGUUGAGAAAAUAAAUGAUAAGAAACAUGCCACUGAUAUAUCACAAGAAUUGGCAAAGUUGCUUUCAAGACCCGUGAGGGAGAUAAAAGAUUACAUUAGAUCUCUAAAUGAAGAUUUGGCUGUGCCACCAUCGAACAUUGACAAUUUGUUUGGUGAUAAUCUUAAUGAUGGAGAUAUUGACUAUGAGAACCAUAUAAGUACGGGACUACCAGAUUUAGAUGAACAAUUAGGUGGUGGUAUUCCAAUAGGUGAAGUUAGCGAGGUGUUUGGUGCGAGUGGUUGCGGCAAGUCACAGUUUGUUUACCAAAUAAUACACAACAGCAUAUUACAAGGUGAAAAAAAUACUGCUGUUCAUGUUGCCACUGAGUCUUUUAUGGAAUCAAAGAGAUUGAAAGAUAUUUUUGAAAGCGACAGUAGCAGUAGCAGCUCCUUGAGCUCUAAGUUAGACCGCAUGUCCUACAUAUAUUGUCCCGACUUGGAGACACAAGAUCACAUUUUAUUCACACAAUUACCAAUACAUCUACAAGAAAAUAUAGGAAAGACAAAGUUAUUGGUAAUUGACUCAAUUGCACAACAUUUUCGUCGUGAAGAUGCCAUGUCCACGGCAUCAACAUUGAAGAACCAAAUUGAUGAACAAGUUCUUGAGCUAGCUCAAGAUGAAGAGUUCAAAUCCACAGUAAUGCCCAAUCAUAAGAAGCAGUUGAAGCUUGUUUCGUACAAGUCUGCCAAAUACGCGACUCGCUCAACUAAAUUGCAUUAUUUAUGCCAGAUGUACCGACACCUCGCAAGACUAGCCAGACAAUACAACAUCGCAGUAGUAAUAAUAAAUCAAGUCAGUGCACAUACGAAUGAUUACGACGACCUUCGAAGAUGGGAAAAUGCACACCAUGAGGAGUUAGUGUACCCAUUGAAUUAUGAUUUUCAAACAUUGGUGUCUGCUGGGUGGGACCCUAAAGUGAUUUCCAAAUAUUUACCAGCUACAUCUGUGCGUCUCAAUGAACGGGAUAUAGAGCAUUUGGAGAUGGAAAUAUCCCAACAUCUAGAUCCUUUUGGUGCGACUAGAAGGCGGAAAAGGCGACGAACAGAUGAUAAUAAUGAAAACAAUGAUGAUGACGAUGAUGAUGACGAUGACAAAGGUGAAAAUAACAUUAAUAAUAUCAACAAUGGUGAUGAUGAUGAAGGUGUUUAUGAUGGUAAUGAAUAUGAAAAUAAAACCUUGGAUAUGGAGAGAGAUCCGCGGUACAAUAAAGUCAAGCAAUCUGAUCUAUUGGAGACUCGGAAGGAUCUCAUAUUGAAAGCUCAUGAAAUGCGGAAUAAAAAUACCAAAAAAUUAGUACCAACAUUGGGGUAUCCGUGGUCUGUAAGAAUACAAAAUCGCAUCAUGCUAAUGAAGACUUACAAACCAAUCCUCAAGCUGAAGUCCGAACUUGAAGAAGAAGAUGAUGAUAAAGAAAAAGAAAGAAGAGGAGAAGGCUUACUUGAUAAAAAGGUUUCUCUGGUGGAUCCUGAUUCCGGAUUGACUUAUGCGCAGCUAUGUGAGGGAUUCAAUACACCAACAUCUUCGAGCUCUGGCAAUCAGGAUAUUGCAGCUAGCCUGCUACUCAAAGGCUGGCAGGUUCAGCGGUUUGCUAGAGUGGUUCAGAGCUCACAUAAUCAUGGAAGCGGACCGAUGGAAAAUGUAGCUUUUGAAAUUCGAAAAGAAGGGUUAGCGCAGAUGCAACCAUCAUGA
Molecule: messenger RNA, 2091 nt
Organism: Lodderomyces elongisporus
Lineage: Eukaryota; Fungi; Ascomycota; Pichiomycetes; Serinales; Debaryomycetaceae
Gene: RAD57
Product: putative DNA-dependent ATPase
Exons: 1
Coding region: 1-2091 (696 amino acids)
Biological process (GO): DNA recombinase assembly; mitotic recombination; DNA repair
Cellular component (GO): condensed nuclear chromosome
Molecular function (GO): single-stranded DNA binding; double-stranded DNA binding; ATP binding
Source: RefSeq, a predicted model, not a curated record